AGGAAGUCUCAUCAACCAGCUAUCCCAGUUCAACGGUACCCGGGUCUGUUUCUCAUUGCUGACCUUGUCUUAUUUUAUCUUUAUACUUGGCCUAUCAUGCAUUUAUCAGGCGUCGCUUUUGCGCUGUUUAGCCUUGCCUUGCAAGCACAGGCAUGUUCUCGUGUGGCAUUCAACAGCGGGCCGGCAGUUCAAGAUCGGAUCGUGGUCGGACGAUCUAUGGACUGGUUCGUUGCCACAAAUGCAAGCAUCUGGUCAUUCCCGCCAGGCAUUGAGCGAAAUGGCAACGCGGGCUCCAACUCGCUGACAUGGACAUCAAAGUACGGAUCAGUGAUCACGGCCAUGUACUAUGUUGCUACAGUCGACGGCAUUAAUACAGAAGGCCUGUCAGGCAACUUCCUCUACCUGUCAGACAGUAAUUACGGCAACCGGGAUCCAUCUCGGCCAGGCCUCUCGGUCGGUGGCUGGCUCCAAUACUUUCUCGACAACUACGCCACCGUGGACGAAGCCUUCAAAGACCUGUACGACGAGGAUGGCGAGGUCAAGUUCCAAGUCGCCACGGCCGAGAUCAUCCCAGGCACACCAUCGGUGGGCCAUAUAAGCUUGACGGAUCCCAGCGGUGACAAUCUCAUCAUGGAAUACCUCGACGGAGUGCUCACCAUCCAUCGUGGCAAGGAAUACCCGGUCAUGACCAACUCGCCUCCCUUCGAACAGCAAUUAGCAGUGGAGAAAUACUGGCUACCAAUCGGAAACCAGUCGUUGCCAGGAACACGACGCGCAGCCGAUCGCUUCGCACGGUUGUCAUAUUACAACAACGUGACAGCAUUGGCCGAAACCGCUGAAGAAUCCAUCGCCAUUGCAGCUUCCAUGAUCCGAGCCGUCAGUGUCCCAUUCUCCCCUUCGGUUCCAGGCGAACCAAACGUCGCAUCGACCUUGUGGCGCACAUAUGCCGACACCGUAGCAUUGCGAUACUACUGGGAGAGUGCCUUGGCACCGAUGUUCCUCUGGAUUGAUCUGCCCAGCAUCGACCUCGCCGCCGGUGCUCCCUCCAAGAUGUUGGAACUACAGAAUGUCGAUGCUACCACCCGGGUUGGGAACAUGGAUAAUAGCUUUGUCGACACGCCAGCAUUCCCGUUCUUGGAGGUUGAGUAAAGGGCGUUUUAUUGAUGAGUACUUUAGGUGUUGGGGGGAGGGUAUUCUUCAUCUGUACAUACAUACCCUUUUACAUAUUACUUUUAAUAAUUAGAGUUGUUGGCAAGGUACAAU
Messenger RNA from Exophiala mesophila, 1263 nucleotides. RefSeq lists its product as uncharacterized. The record is from RefSeq and is a predicted model, not a curated record. The transcript has a single exon. Lineage: Eukaryota; Fungi; Ascomycota; Eurotiomycetes; Chaetothyriales; Herpotrichiellaceae. Bases 97 to 1149 code for a protein of 350 amino acids.